This is a messenger RNA of Drosophila arizonae, 3427 nucleotides long. RefSeq lists its product as uncharacterized. The record is from RefSeq and is a predicted model, not a curated record. NCBI's taxonomy places the organism in Eukaryota, Metazoa, Arthropoda, Insecta, Diptera, Drosophilidae.
GACUUGCUCAAGUAACUGCUACCACAUAGAGAAUCCUGAUCCAAGUCGAAGCACAGCGGAGCUAACAACUGCACCACAUAAACGGAGUACUUAGAACACCAAAGGAUGGCCGCGAAUCCCCAAUGGUUAAGGCUUAACAUUCUAGUUCUGCUCCUCCAGCUGGGCGGAUUGAACCUCAUCCAUGCCAACACCGAGGCAUGCAGCAAUCGGCAGCAGCAAUGCCCAUUGCAGCCGCUGUAUCGCUCAAUCAACGAUCAUCGAAGUGACCUAGAGGAAUACGACGAGCAUCUUAUAUAUAGACAAGUAAAUGAGAGGAAUCACAAGCCAUUGCAUCGGGAGGACAGUCGGCGCGAUGAUUGGUCAGCACGACUAGACCCAGAGGAUCGCGUACAGUUGCUUGCUCGUGAUGACAGGCGGGACACUCGCAGGGAAGUGCGACACACUGCUCGUCGCGAUCAUGUUCGCCGAGAGGCUGAACGUGGAGAUACCCGUGAUGAUACUCGCCGAGUGCAUCUGCAACGGGAAGUAAGCUCUGUUCUCCGGAGACAGGACCACGACGAUAAUCGUAGGGAACAACGCAACAAUUUCCGAAGGGAACAACGUGAUGCUGUUAACCGAGAUGACCGUGUAGAUCUCCGAAGGGAAAGCCACUCUGAUAUUCGAAGGGAGGAGCGUGAUGAUCUUCGCAUAGAAAGCCGCAAUGAUUUCCAAAGAGAGGAACGUGAUGCCAAUCGCCAAAAGGAACGCGAAGAUCUUCGAAAGGAAAGCUCUGAUCUCCGAAUGGAAGAACGUUUUGAUGUUCGGCGAGAAGAACGCGAAAAGGAUAUCCGCCGAGAGGAACGUGAUGCUAUUCGCAUGGAGUCCCGCAAUGAUUUCCGAAGAGAGGAACGCGAUGAUAUUCGUCGAGAAGAUCUCCGAAGGGAGGAACGUGAUGAUCUUCGCACCGUAAGUCACAACAAUUUCCAAAGAGUGGAACGUGAUGAUAUCCGCCGAGAGGAACGUGAUACUAUUCGCAUGGAGUCCCGCGAUGAUUUCCGAAGAGAGGAACGCGAUGAUAUUCGCCGAGAAGAUCUCCGAAGGGUAGUACGAUCUGAUCUCCGUAGGGAAGAACAUGAUGAUAUUCGUCGAGAGGAACGCGAAGAUUCCCGAAGGGAGGAACGUGAUGAUACUCGGCGAGAGGAAAGCGAAAAGGAUAUCCGCCGCGAGGAACGUGAUGAUAUCCGCAUGGAAAGCCGCGAUGAUUUCCGAAGGGUGGGUGACUAUACUCGCCGAGUGACACGCGAAGACCUCCGAAGGGACGAACGCUAUGAUAUUCGCCGGGAAGAUCUCCGAAGGGUAGUACGAUCUGAUCUCCGUAGGGAAGAACAUGAUGAUAUUCGUCGUGAGGAACGCGAAAAUUCCCGAAGAGAGGAACGUGAUGAUGCUCGCCGAAAUGUAGAUUCUCGAAGCGAAAGACGGUCUGAUCUCCAAAGGGAGGAACGUGAUGAUAUUCGUAUGGAAAGCCGCGAUGAUUUCCAAGGGGUGGGUGAUUAUACUCGCCGUGCGGAACGCGAAGACCUACGAAGGGAGAAACGCAACGAUAUUCGCCGAGAAGGUCUCCGAAGGGAAGGACGCUUUGAUCUCCGUAGGGAGGAACAUGAGGAACACGAAGCUGCCCGAAGAGAGGAACAUGAUGAUGCUCGUCGAAAAGAGGACAUACGAAGCGAAGGACGAUUAGAUCUUCGAAGGGAGGAACGUGAUGAUAUUCGCCGAAAGGAACGCGAAGAGGGCAUCCGUCGAGAAGAGCGCGAACAUCUCCGAAGGGAGGGACGAGAUGAUUUCCGAAGGGAAGGACGCUCUGAUCUCCAAAGGGAGGAACGUGAUGACGAUACACGAAGAGAAGAACGCUCCGAUCUCCGAAGGGAACAGCGUAAUAAUAUUCGUGAUGAUGCAUUGCGACGACUUGAGUUACGAGAAGACAUUCAGCGAUGUGGAAAUGAGGAACGUGACAGUCGUCGCUGUGAGGAUCGGUUGCUGCGUGUGGAUGCAGAGCGCGAUGAAAGGCGUGCCAAUCGGGAGGGUAUGCGACGAGUUGAAAUUGAGACUACACAAAGUCAUGAUCGAGAAGUUCGAGACUCCGAUAUGGUGUCUCGUCGUGGACUUCAACCUGAUGGCCUUCAGCAGACAGAACGUAAUAGUCGUCGUGGAGAGGAACGCACUGUACAACUACGUGAAGCCCGCGAUACAUCUCGAAGACAGGAGCGUGAAGCUCGUCGGGAUGUAACGCGCGCAGAGCGCGAAACUCGACGACAGACUGAACGAGUUGAUCUGUUGGACACUGCUCGAAGACAGCAGCUCGAGACCCGCCGUCGUGUGAACGUGGAACGAGAUGAGAUGAAUCAAAUAAAUCAAGAGAGGAAACAAGAACGGGAAGAACUUCAGCGCUCAAGUGUUGUUCGACAAGAGGAAAGAAACGAUCUCCGCCAUGUAAGUCGUGGAGAACGCACUGAUUUCCGUCUCGUAAACCGUGAGGAGCGAACACAGAAACGCGAAGAUCGUCAACGUGUUACGGAAGACAUGCGGCGGAUCGUUGGCUCUCGGCGUGAAGAGCGUUUUGAAGAUCAACAUGAGAAUCGACGAGACGAACGCGUUGUUAUCCAACGAGAGGAUCGCAUGGAGCGGCGAGCGAAUCAAGAGGUCGACCGCCGUCAUCAAGAGCGAGAUAUCUCCCGCAGCCAGAGACACGAGCAACGCGGUGAAUCUCGAAGAGAAGAUCGUGAUGCCGAUAUCUCUCGACGUGGAGAACGUAUUGAUAUGCGGGAAGACAAUCGACAACAGAUCGAAAAUCUUCGUGGCAUGGAACGUCGUGAACGCGAGACUUUAGCCGAUAGGGGGUCAAUGGAGAAUGAGAGGCGUGAACGUCGAGAAGAUGCUAGGUUGAGUGCCCGUGUCAUAUCGUCAGCGUAUAAGAGCAAUAGUCUGGCAGACCAAAGGCUGUUGGCCUGGCUAAGCAAUAACUCCAGCAAACAGAUUCUUUUGAUUACAGGUCAAGCGCUAAUUUUGCUAGUACUCUACACAAAGUUGAACAGCCGUAAAGGACAUGAUCUUGGACACACACUGGGUCAUCAUAUCCAGGGCUUUAUGCAUCCGGCCGGCUGUUAAGGCACACGGCGAACACGACAAACACGGCUUUACGAGAAACUUGAUAACCUGAAACGCAUAAGUACCUAAGCAAAUAUACAUACAUAUAUACGAAAAUGCUAUUUAAUGAAACCCUUCGUUCCCACAUACCGAGCAACGAGUUGAAUGCCGAGAGUGGAUCUGAGAGAUGUGUUUGCAAAUGUAUUCUACAAUUUAUUCUAACUGUUACUGUAAACUGUAAACUGUAAACUGUAAACUACACUGAACUACAAGCAAAUAUAUAAGUUAUACAUAGUUGAGCAUAUGC